AAACCCUACCAAUCAAUAGCCUUGUUGCUUUAACUGCCUCUUCUUGCAAAGCAAAUCAUUUAACUAGAGUCCAGACAUGGGAGAAAUUGAUCCUGCUUUCAUACAAGACCCUGAUCACAGGCCUAAACUCUUCAUCAUCGAAGCCGAAGGCAUACCCUUGAUUGACCUGUCUCCAAUAAACUCCCCAGACUCCAUUACUGAUCCCAAAGCCAUUGAAGGUGUUGUUAGAGAAAUAGGCAGUGCAUGCAAGGGCUGGGGGUUCUUCCAAGUGAUCAAUCAUGGGGUUCAAUUAGAUAAGCUCCGAAAUAUUGAGACUGCUGCUAGGAAGUUCUUCGCUCUGCCCUUGGAUGAGAAGAGGAAGAUUAGAAGGGAUGAAAAAAGCAUAUUGGGUUACUAUGACUGUGAGCGUACCAAGAAUGUCAGAGACUGGAAGGAGGUGUUUGAUUUAACAGUGGAGGAGCCUACGUUAGUCCCGGCAUCGCCUGACCCCGAGGACAAGGAAGAGACAGAGUGGCAUAACCGAUGGCCGGAGUAUCCUCCAGAAUGCAGGGAGGCCUGUGAAGAAUAUGCGCAAGAAAUUGAAAAGCUAAAAGACCAAACAACUUCUAUCACACUCAAUUACUAUCCACCUUGUCCUUCCCCUCAGUUAGCUCUUGGUGUUGGUCCCCACAAGGAUGGCGGUGCGUUAACCGUGCUAGCUCAAGAUGAAGUUGGAGGAUUGGAAGUGAAGAGAAAAACAGAUGGAGAGUGGAUCCGGGUUAAACCCACCCCAAAUGCCUAUGUCAUCAAUGUUGGUGACAGUCUUCAGGUUUGGAGCAAUGAUAUCUAUCAUAGUGUAGAACACAGGGCGAUGGUGAACUCAGAGAAGAAAAGGUUUUCUAUUGCUUACUCUCUCAAACCAUCACACUACACCCUAAUCAAGCCCUUGGAGGAGCUAAUAAGUGAAGAAAACCCUGCCAAGUAUAGGCCAUACAACUGGGGAAAGUUUAUGACACACAGAAAACUCACCAAUUUCAAGAAACUCAAUGUGGAGAACAUCCAAAUUCAUCAUUUCAGGUUAUCAGAAUAAGUGGGUAAGGAGGAGUUUUAUUUAUGUUAUUUCAGCUUCCUGAUCCUGUGCAUACCAUGUUGUAUAUCAAUUCAGAAAAUAAUGGCACGCUGUGUAUAGAAUUGACCUGUAAGGAACUUUUUUGAAA
Messenger RNA from Prunus mume (Japanese apricot), 1196 nucleotides. The record is from RefSeq and is a predicted model, not a curated record. NCBI's taxonomy places the organism in Eukaryota, Viridiplantae, Streptophyta, Magnoliopsida, Rosales, Rosaceae.